Messenger RNA from Elephantulus edwardii (Cape elephant shrew), 933 nucleotides. RefSeq names its product olfactory receptor 6C74-like. Gene Ontology annotation, biological process: G protein-coupled receptor signaling pathway. The record is from RefSeq and is a predicted model, not a curated record. Gene Ontology annotation, molecular function: G protein-coupled receptor activity; olfactory receptor activity. The transcript has a single exon. Gene Ontology annotation, cellular component: membrane. NCBI's taxonomy places the organism in Eukaryota, Metazoa, Chordata, Mammalia, Macroscelidea, Macroscelididae. Bases 1 to 933 code for a protein of 310 amino acids.
AUGAGAAACCAUACCACUGUGACAACCUUUAUUCUUCUUGGACUAACAGAUGAUCCGCAAUUACAGGUGGUCAUUUUUCUUCUUCUUUUUUUCACCUAUAUGUUGAGUGUUACUGGAAACCUAACCAUCAUCGCUGUCACCUUACUGGAUUCACAUCUCAAGACGCCCAUGUACUUCUUUCUCCGGAACUUUUCAUUUUUAGAAAUAUCCUUUACAACUGUCUGCAUCCCCAAAUUUCUUAUUAGCAUGACCACAGGGGAUAAGACUAUUUCUUACAAUGAUUGUGCAGCACAACUGUUUUUCACUAUUCUUUUGGGAGCAACAGAGUUUUUCCUUCUGGCUGCUAUGUCCUAUGACUGCUAUGUGGCCAUUUGUAAACCCCUGCAUUACAUGACCAUCAUGAACAGCAGAGUCUGCAACUUACUGAUCUUUGCUUCCUGGCUGUCUGGUUUCCUAAUAAUUUUUCCACCUCUUCUUAUGGGUCUCCAACUGGACUUUUGUGCAGACAAUACUGUAGAUCAUUUCUUCUGUGAUGUUUCUCCUAUACUACAGCUCUCUUGCACUGAUACAUAUACAAUAGAAUUAAUGACUCUCCUUUCAGCUAUUUUGACGCUUUUGGUUACACUGAUAUUAGUGGUUCUUUCCUACACAAACAUCAUUCGGACUAUUUUGAAAAUACCUUCAGCUCAACAGAGGAAAAAGGCCUUUUCCACUUGUUCUUCACACAUGGUGGUUGUCUCUAUUUCUUAUGGCAGCUGUAUCUUUAUGUAUGUAAAGCCCUCUGCAAAGGAAAGAGUCUCUUUAAAUAAAGGAAUAGCACUUCUCAGUACUUCUGUUGCUCCUAUGUUAAAUCCUUUUAUUUAUACACUGAGAAACAAACAGGUAAAAGAUGCUUUUAGAAACAUGGCCAAAAGAUUGACGUUCUCUAGAUGA